AUGUAUUACGGUGAUGACGACUUCGACCGCUCUUAUGACAACCUGACGCAUGGACAGCGCAUUGCCAUCGGUGUUUGUGUGUCUAUCGGUGGUGUGAUAUUGCUGGUCGCUAUUGGAUAUUUUAUCAGCCAGUACCGCAGCAGGCCGUUUCUUCCUCGAUUCAGGCCGGGCUUCAGUACCGGCUACUAUGGUGGCGGGCAGCCUUAUCAUCCACAGCCGUAUCCUAUGGCGCAGCAGUCUCAGGGUGGGUAUCCUGGUCCCGGCGUUCCGUGGCAACCGGGUCCGUACACUCCCGCAGGUGGCCCAGGCCCGCAGUACGCCCCACCGGACCAUCCGCCGCCCACUCAUCAGCCGGAGAAGAGCGGUGGUCCGUACGCUCCGCCUCCCGGUCCGCCGCCUGGCGAGGGGGCGGGUCCUUAG
Molecule: messenger RNA, 420 nt
Organism: Malassezia restricta
Lineage: Eukaryota; Fungi; Basidiomycota; Malasseziomycetes; Malasseziales; Malasseziaceae
Exons: 1
Coding region: 1-420 (139 amino acids)
Source: RefSeq, a predicted model, not a curated record